This is a messenger RNA of Dermacentor andersoni, 1531 nucleotides long. The record is from RefSeq and is a predicted model, not a curated record. NCBI's taxonomy places the organism in Eukaryota, Metazoa, Arthropoda, Arachnida, Ixodida, Ixodidae.
AUGUGGGACAGUGUGGACCUCGUGUUCAACACUUUUCAUGGUAUUCAUACCAAAGCCAUCGCUCACUGUCUGGCUUCGAACGGCCGACACCUUAUUAUCAAAUUGGCCGGCACCUCCUCGCGUCGCCCGCAAGAAGAACUGUCUUCGAAGCACAAGGUCGUCAACAUCAUCACCGUCCCGACCGAUGUCCUAUUCUCGAACGACUCCAGCGCUGUGGAGGACAAGCGGCGAGUGGCCGAGCUGCUGCGUGAAGGAAUCACAUCGGGCGCCGUGAGGCCGUUGCCUGCCACAUUAUUCACGCGAGACCAAGUUGUGGAUGCAUUCACGCUGCAAGCUUCUGAAGCGAACAGCGGCAAAGUUUUACUCGAGGUGCGGCCAGAGAAAAGCGACCCAAUCAAGGACAGCAGUCAGCCCUUCAGGGUAGAAGCCAUCGCCCGCACAUACUUCUACAGCAGCAAGGCUUACGUCAUCGUCGGCGAAAUGAGCGGCUUCGCUUUAGAGUUCGUAGACUGGAUGGUCAGUCGAGGCUGCCGGAAGCUUCUUCUCACCGCAAGCCAUGGUGUGCUUAUGGGGUAUCCACGUCUUUGCCUGCAUCGGUGGAAGACAGUCGGCGCCUCCGUAGUCGUCAGCGGAGCCGACGCAUCGACAAUGCACGGUGCUUUGCAGAUUAUCGAGGAAGCUGAAGCAAUGGGUCCGGUCGGCGGCAUCUUCAACGUUUCUGCGUGUCAUGAAGACAGCUGGGUAGCCGAUCAGGCGUCUGAGGUGUAUCAAAGGUACUACAAGACCAAGCUUGGCGGAACGCGGCAUCUGGACGAGCAUUCCCGAAAGUUAUGCCCGCAACUGGACCACUUCGUCGUCUUUUCCUCGCUUUCCUCUGGCCGCGGCACUACGAAGAGGACGCUAUCCGGCUACGUCGACUCAACAUUAGAGCGCUUGUGUGAGCGCCGCGUUGAAAACGGUUUUCCCGCAUUGGCCAUCCAAUGGGGUGUCAUUGAUGAGGGCUGCCAAGCUCAUGAGGCCCAGUGCCCCGAAGCGGCAUUCGAGGUAACACAGCCUCAGCGAAUGAGGUCCGCCUUGGAGGUCAUGGAGAGGUUCCUGAACCAAAGCCACCCCGUCGUGUCCAGCUUCGUCAAGGCUGAAGUCACUUCAAGUUUGGGGAACGAACGAGAAACUAACUUCCUCGUGGACUCGGUGACCCGAAUUCUUGGCUUCCAAGAUUCGUCGAAGCUGAACCAUAACAGCAACCUGGGCGAGUUGGGCUUAGACUCCAUCAUGGGCGCCGAGGUACUGAUGGUCAUCGAGAAAUGCACUGGCCUGGUUCUGUCCGUGCAGGGAUUACGCCAGCUGACCCUUAACUCAUUGCGAGAGCUGAGUAAAAAAUAACAUUUAGGUUAAAGUAGGCAUGAAUAUGAUGUUCGGUUUCUCCUUUUUUUUAAACGGGAAACGAAUUGGAACCGACGCAGACGCUUAUUUUUGUAUCGCACCAACGAAACGUACCAACUUGUAAAAUAAAGAUAUUGUCAAAGCUCUU